UUCUCUCUCAUCUCUCGCUCCGUCACAGCCGCUCUCCACAGCGAUCUCUCACAGCUCUCGAUUUCUCGCAGCAAUCGAUCUCCAAAUCGCUCGAUCUCUCACAGCUCUCAAUCUCCAGAUCUUCUCUCAAGAUUCCUUUGUAGUAUUUGGAAGAAUCAUUUAAGAUGGAAAUUGAUUCAGAGUCGAACGUAAAAGUAUCAGAGGAAGCUGCAUCAUCUAUGCAAGUAGAAUCUGCAAGUUCACCUGGAAUCAAAGUGAUUUAUUGGUUUUUAAAUAUGUUGCUACUUGCUAGUCAACUGGUGAAGUGAAAGAUGAUAUUGCGAAGUCCAUGGAGAAGCUGCAGAUAGACCAGUCUUCCUCUGGGACAACUAAUUUCAAGAGGAAACCAGUUAUUAUCAUUGUUGUAGGAAUGGCAGGAAGUGGCAAAACAACAUUCCUUCAUCGAACUGUUUGUCAUACGCAAGCUUCCAACACAAGGGGUUAUGUAAUGAAUCUUGAUCCUGCUGUUAUGACUCUCCCUUUUGGUGCCAAUAUUGACAUAAGAGACACUGUUCGUUACAAGGAAGUCAUGAAACAGUUCAAUCUUGGACCCAAUGGAGGGAUAUUGACUUCUCUAAACUUGUUUGCCACAAAAUUUGACGAGGUGAUAGAAGUAAUUGAGAGGCGAGCAGAUGAACUUGAUUAUGUUCUUGUGGACACCCCUGGCCAGAUUGAGAUCUUCACUUGGUCUGCUUCUGGAGCAAUUAUCACUGAAGCUUUUGCUUCAACUUUUCCAACUGUGAUUGCGUAUGUUGUUGAUACACCUCGUGCAGAGAGUCCAAAUACUUUUAUGAGCAACAUGCUUUAUGCUUGUAGCAUUCUUUACAAGACCCGUUUGCCAUUGGUUCUGGUAUUCAAUAAGACGGAUGUAGCCCAACAUCAAUUUGCUUUGGAGUGGAUGGAAGACUUCGAGGUGUUUCAUGCUGCGCUAGAUUCAGACAACUCUUACCCAUCAACUCUUACUCGAAGUCUUUCUCUUGCUUUGGAGGAAUUUUAUAAGAAUUUGAGGGCUGUUGGCGUUUCAGCAGUAUCUGGUGCUGGGAUGGAUGCUUUCUUUAAAGCUAUUGAAGCAAGCGCGGAUGAGUACAUGGAAACUUACAAAGCUGAUCUCGAUAAGAGACGAGCAGAGAAGGAACGAUUAGAGGAAGAACGCAGGAAAGAAAACAUGGAAAAACUGAGGAAGGAUAUGGAGAAAUCCGGGGGUGGAACCGUCGUACUCAGUACUGGCUUAAAAGACAAUAACGAUAAAGAUAAUACGAGCAGGAUGGAGGAGGAAGAUGAGGAAGAAGAUGAGGAUGAAGAUGAAGUUGAAAUGUAUAGCGAUGAUGAUGAUGAUGAUGAAGAUGAUGAUGAAGAUGAAGAGAUUGCAAGUUUUAAAUUCUAAAUGUAAAUGCUUAGCAAAAACUGUAAUGAAUUCAUGAUGGGUUGGAUGUUUAUUGUAUGGAAUUGGUGGUGGUGGUGGUGGUGGUGAAAUGCGCCAAGUUUUGUAAUCAUAUGACGGACGCAUUUGAUUCAAUUAGAGAAAAAGAGACGGUUUGGAUCU
Messenger RNA from Cynara cardunculus var. scolymus (artichoke), 1582 nucleotides. RefSeq names its product GPN-loop GTPase QQT2. The coding region runs from base 329 to 1423 and encodes 364 amino acids. Gene Ontology annotation, molecular function: GTPase activity. The record is from RefSeq and is a predicted model, not a curated record. NCBI's taxonomy places the organism in Eukaryota, Viridiplantae, Streptophyta, Magnoliopsida, Asterales, Asteraceae. The transcript is spliced from 7 exons.